ACAGACGCACCGGGCUGCGGACUGGAGCGGAGGCUGCAAUCCCCAGACGCCCGUGCUGCGGGCUGGGCUCUCCCCCAUUCCCUUCCUGCCUCCCUCGCUCCUUCGCCGUCUUUCUGGAUUUUACUGGCUGUUCGUGAAACAGCCGUACACACAACGGCUCUCCACGUCCCCGUGCAGGAAGUGCUCACGGACUGAUAUGGCAGACUUUGCUUCCCGGCAAAACAAAAGAACUCUACUCCUACUCAUGAAGGCAAACACUAAGGAUGCUUUCCACACGAACCCCAAAGUGAACCUCUGAUACAUUUCCUGUAGCAAGAAAAGGGAGCCAACAUGAAGGAAAAUGUGGUAUCCACAACUGUUUUCAUUCUGCUACUUUUACUCAACACCAGUCUUCUGAAUGGACAGUCAGCUCCUGGAAAACCUGAGAUCUCUAAAUGUCGUUCUCCCGAAAAGGAAACAUUCACCUGCUGGUGGAAGCCAGGGACAGAUGGAGGACUUCCCACCAAUUACACGCUGAUGUACCACAAGGAAGGUGAGACAUUCACCCAUGAAUGUCCAGACUACAAAACCAGUGGCCCCAACUCCUGCUACUUCAGCAAGAAGCAUACCUCCAUAUGGAAAAUGUACAUCAUCGUGGUGAACGCCACCAACCAGAUGGGAAGCAGUUCCUCAGACCCACUUUAUGUGGACGUGACUUACAUAGUUGAACCAGACCCUCCUGUGAACCUGACUUUGGAAAUAAAACAGCCAGAAGACAGAAAACCGUAUCUGUGGAUGAAAUGGUUUCCACCCACCCUGGUUGAUGUAAGAUCUGGUUGGCUCACACUCCAGUACGAAAUCAGAUUAAAACCCGAAAAAGCAGCUGAAUGGGAGACCCACUUUGCUGGGCAGCAAACACAGUUUAAGAUUCUCAGCUUAUAUCCAGGACAGAAGUAUGUUGUCCAGGUUCGCUGCAAGCCAGACCAUGGAUACUGGAGUGAGUGGAGCCCAGAGAGCUCCAUCCAGAUACCUAGUGACUACACCAUGAGAGAUACAACCAUGUGGAUCUUUGUGGCCAUUCUUUCUACUGUCAUCUCUUUGAUGGUUGUCUGGGCAGUGGCUCUGAAGGGCUAUAGCAUGGUGACCUGCAUCUUUCCACCAGUUCCUGGGCCAAAAAUAAAAGGAUUUGAUACUCAUCUGCUGGAGAAGGGAAAGUCUGAAGAACUACUGAGUGCCUUGGGAUGCCAAGACUUUCCUGCCACUUCUGACUGUGAAGACUUGCUGGUGGAGUUUUUAGAAGUAGAUGACAGUGAGGACCAGCAGCUAAUGCCAGCCCAUUCAAAAGAACACCCAGGUCAAGGUGUGAAACUCCCACACCUGGAUCCUGACAAUGACUCUGGCCGGGGAAGCUGUGACAGCCCUUCCCUUUUGUCUGAAAAGUGUGAGGAACCCCGGGCCAAUCCCCCCACGUUCCAAGCUCCCGAGGUCAUUGAGAAGCCAGAGAAUCCUGAAACAAAUAUUACCCGUACCUGGGACGCCCAGGGCAUCAGUGUGAAAGGCAGAAUCCCCUACUUUCAUGCUGGUGGAUCCAAAUCUUCAACAUGGCCUUUACCGCCAUCCAGCCAGCACAACCCCAGGUCCUCCUAUCACAACAUUGCUGACGUGUGUAAGUUGGCUGUGGGCCCUGCUGGUGCACCAGCCACUUUGUUGGACAAAGCAGGUAAAGAUGCUGUAAAAUCUUCUAAAACCAUUAAGACUGGAGAGGAGGACAAGGCAGCCGAGCAGGGGGAGGUGGAAAGCUCCCAUUCCAAGACUGACCAAGACACGGCUUGGCUGCUGCCCCAGGAGAAGACCCCCUUUCUCUCCACUAAACCCUUGGAUUAUGUGGAGAUUCACAAGGUCAACAAAGAUGGAGCACUGUCCUUGCUACCAAAACAGAAAGAGAACAGCGACCGUGCAGAGAAGCCCGGGGCUCCCGAAAUCAGCAAGGAGUAUGCGAAGGUGUCCAGAGUUAUGGAUAACAACAUGCUGGUGUUGGUGCAAGAUCCACGAGCUGAAAAUGAGGGUUUGUUUGAAGAAUCAGCUAAGGAGGCUCCGCCAUCACUUGCACAGAAUCAAGCUGAGAAAGACUUGGCCUUCUUCACUGCGACACCAAGCACCUACAGGCUCCAGCUGGGUGGGUUGGAUUACCUGGAUCCUGCAUGUUGUAUGCACCCCUUUCAUUGAUAGCUUAACUGAUGGAAUGAUUGGUUAGAAUGUGAUUUUUCUUCAGGUAACACUACAGAGUACAUACAAUGAAAUCUCUAGAGAAUGCUGGAGAAUGCAGUCAGAUUGACACUACUCAAUCUCACAGCUCCUUUUCAUGCUCCAUUUUCAACCACUUGCCUCUUUCUCCAACAGCUGAUUCCAGAACAAAUCAUUCUGUUUCCUAACUGUGAUAUGUAGAUUUAUUUGUUUUGCUAUUAGUUAUAAAAUUAUGUGUUCAAUGAAAUAAAAGCACAUUGCUUAGUGUUCUUGAGGGACAAUGCCUAUAGGUAUAUCCUCUGGAAAAGGCUUUCAUGGUUUGGGAUGUGACAGAUAGAAAUGAAAUUGUCAAAAUUGUUUACCACAGGAAGAUGACAGAUAAGUGGAAAAUGCCACGAAAACUGAUUUUGAAAGCCAAUUGCUGAACCUUUACGUUCCUCUUUCAUUUUAUUAGGAUUACCCAAAUAUAACAUAUUUGAAAAAAGAAUGCAUUCCAGAAUACCUGACAAAUUAUUUACAUCAGUUCCUAUGCUUUGCAAAUACGUUGCCAUAUGCAAGUAA
This is a messenger RNA of Propithecus coquereli (Coquerel's sifaka), 2784 nucleotides long. It is a transcript of the gene PRLR, whose product is annotated as prolactin receptor. Lineage: Eukaryota; Metazoa; Chordata; Mammalia; Primates; Indriidae. The transcript is spliced from 10 exons. Gene Ontology annotation, molecular function: cytokine receptor activity; cytokine binding. Gene Ontology annotation, cellular component: external side of plasma membrane; signaling receptor complex. Gene Ontology annotation, biological process: cytokine-mediated signaling pathway. The record is from RefSeq and is a predicted model, not a curated record. Bases 331 to 2205 code for a protein of 624 amino acids.